Durotheca rogersii is the source of this 2021-nucleotide messenger RNA. RefSeq names its product ferric reductase NAD binding domain-containing protein. The record is from RefSeq and is a predicted model, not a curated record. Gene Ontology annotation, biological process: copper ion import; intracellular iron ion homeostasis; iron ion transport. Gene Ontology annotation, molecular function: ferric-chelate reductase activity. Gene Ontology annotation, cellular component: plasma membrane. The coding region runs from base 248 to 1993 and encodes 581 amino acids. The transcript has 2 exons. Lineage: Eukaryota; Fungi; Ascomycota; Sordariomycetes; Xylariales; Xylariaceae.
GGCAGCUGGCUGUUACUUGCCUUCGUUAAAUCGCAUCGGCCAUUCGAGUUGACCUUGUUUGGCUGCUGUCUUCGUACAUUCCCUAUAUUCCGCGGCGGGAGAUUCCGAGAGGCACGGCUUCCUAUUCUGUUGCGACGAUUGUCUGAUCCUAGUGAUCAUCGAUUGUGCGGCUAUUUAUCGACUCGGGGUCGGGAUUCCGAACGGGCUGGUUUCGAGAUCACAUUCACUUACAGCCGUAACACUCACCAUGUCUGGAGCACCGGCGCCCGGUGAGGGGCAAGCGGCAGGAUGGACUCCCGCGAUGGAGAACGAGUCUCUCUCCCGCUAUCUACUGAUCGUGUGCGGCGCCGUCUCGGGUGCCCUCGUAAUAUGGCGUCUAACUACUGGUCUUGUCCGGUACAUCCGAACGGUCACGAGCCUCACGAAUAGCACACAGCGGUUUUACGUCCGUCCAUCCACCAAGUCUUCGUGGAUCAAGAGGAACAUCCUUUACUCUCCUCUCUUCAGGAAACGUCACAAUCGCGAAUUUCAGCUGAGCAGCGCCAUCAAUGUCGGCACACUGCCUACUCGAUUCCAGUUCCUCUUCCUGCUGGGUUACCUGGCUACCAACGUCGCGUUCUGCGUCAUCAACAUUCCUUGGGCCGCGACCUACGUCGAUGCCUGCAGGCAGCUGAGAAACCGGAGCGGCACGCUAGCCACCGUCAACAUGAUUCCUCUAUUCAUCAUGGCCGGUCGGAAUAACCCCCUCAUCGGCCUUCUCGGCAUGUCGUUCGACACCUUCAACCUGCUGCAUCGCUGGUUUGGACGCAUCGUGGUGCUGGAGGCGGUAUGCCACACCUUCGCGUACUGGGCCGGAUCGGCAGCUACCAACGGAUGGGCCGCAGCCUUGAAGAAUUCGGUUACGCGUCCAUUCCUGAUGUGGGGUUUCAUUGGCACCUGCGCUUUCGUGGCCAUCUUUUUCCAGGCUGCUAGCAUUGCUAGGCAUGCCUAUUACGAGUUUUUCAAGCUCUUCCAUAUUGCGCUCGCCGCGCUCGCGAUCGCUGGUCUCUGGUACCAUCUCGACCUGGGAGAGAUCGAAGCCAUCAAGUGGUUAAUCCCCGUCAUCCCCAUCUGGGUUGCCGAUAGGUUCCUCCGCAUGGUACGCGUCUUUUACCACAACAUCGGCAGGGGCGGGACGAGAACGCUGGUGGAGGCGCUGCCCGGCAAUGCUGUUCGCCUGACGGUGACGAUGGCACGGCCCUGGACCUUCCGCCCUGGCCAACACGCGUACUUGUAUAUGCCGGCCAUCAGCUUCUGGCAGUCCCACCCCUUCUCCGUGGCGUGGAGCGAGGAAGCCGAGGAUUUUACUGCGGAUAAACUAGCUAUGAACCGCCAGGACGUGCUCGCCAUGCGCAAGACUAGCAUGUCAUUCAUCAUCCGAGCCAGAACCGGAAUGACCAACACGUUGUACCAAAGGGCCGCAGCGUCUCCUGAUGGCCGGCUCCUAACGACGUGUUUCGUCGAAGGGCCGUACGGCGGAGACCACAUGAUGCAUUCGUACGGCACGGUGAUGCUUUUCGCGGGCGGUGUGGGCGUGACUCAUGCAGUCCCCCACGUUCGAGACCUGGUUGCGGGUUUCGCCAACGGGACGGUGGCGACGCGGAAAGUGGUGCUCGUAUGGAUCCUGCAGAGCCCCGAACAUCUCGAGUGGAUUCGGCCGUGGAUGACGGAGAUUCUAGCGAUGGAUAAACGCCGAGACGUACUGCGCAUCAUGCUAUUCGUGAGCAGGCCGCGCUCGACAAAGGAGAUCCACAGCCCCUCGUCUACGGUCCAGAUGUUCCCCGGCAGACCUCAGAUCGAGCAUCUCAUCGCGUCCGAGGCCGAGCACCAGGUUGGGACCAUGGGCGUGACGGUGUGCGGACCCGGCGCGUUGAGCGACGAGGUCCGGCAAGCCGUGCGCCAAAACCAAUACGGCAGCAGCAUCGAUUUCAUCGAGGAGGCCUUCUCGUGGUAGAGGGAGCGUUUGCCGGGCUUAGUUAGCA